UCUACGUCUGGUUCGGGUUUAAUCCCGAGUCUCCUGCUUUCUCCUCCAUUUCUGGAUUAUCUUCCCCAUUCCUAACCCUAGGUCGACACUAUCCCUCUCGCUCUCCGCCAUAGGUCCGCCAUUCUCGCUGCCUCCACCAUCCCUCUCCCUCUCCUCCGCCACUUUCCCUCUCCCUCUCCCUGUCCCUACCUCCGCCAUAGCAGCAGGUGCAUCCUCCACAGAUGCCACGGACUAGGCAAGUUUGAUCUACUGAGGUUCCACGCCAUUAAUCGAGGCAUGAUGAAACUCCUGAUGAUUGCCACGAAAUUGGUCGUUAGCCUACAUUGAGUGGAGUGUGUGCCAAUUUAUCGUCUUGUCUAUUUGAUGGCAUGGGACAAGGUUGGGCUUUCUCUGUAAUGAUGACUGUGACAAGAAUCCAACAAAGCUAGGCAUGGUGACCUAAUCAGAAUGGGAUCUCUCUAGUGAGUGAUGAAAGAUGAAGAUAUUGUUGCUAAUGAAGCUAUUUAGCAGUGGAUCUUGUCUUCUCAUUGGGUUAAACGGACAUAACUAAAUUUUUGUUCUGGUUUUGCUUGACUGGAUUGGAUCUAGGGUUCAUCAUCCAUCUUCCAGUAGGAGAAAGAUGUCUUCACUAGGAACUUCAAAGGGCAUCCUGGAGAUUGCAAAAUUUGCAGUUUACGUGACUGUUCCGAUCGGUCUCAUGUACUUCUUCGCCAACAAUACGAAGAAUCUGCAGAAAGUCAUGGGCAAUCGUUCAUAUGUAGUGUAUCCGCCCGAGGGGCCAAGACCACAGUCACCGGAGGAACUGAGGGAGAUGGCUCGAGAAAUAGCUCGCCAGAAAAACACACGCUGAUGGAGGUUGUUUCAAGGCAUUUGUAGCAUUACUGGAGCUUUAUCUAUUAGCAGUUAACAAAAGGAAAAUAAUUGUCAAAGUAACGAUGGUGAAUGAAUUAUGUUUCCCAUAUGGAUGGCCACGUUGUAUUGUAUUAAAAUUUCAGUAUAUGUCUUCAAUCUUCA
Diospyros lotus (date-plum) is the source of this 1014-nucleotide messenger RNA. RefSeq lists its product as uncharacterized. The record is from RefSeq and is a predicted model, not a curated record. Lineage: Eukaryota; Viridiplantae; Streptophyta; Magnoliopsida; Ericales; Ebenaceae. Bases 620 to 850 code for a protein of 76 amino acids. Gene Ontology annotation, biological process: mitochondrial respiratory chain complex IV assembly. The transcript has 4 exons. Gene Ontology annotation, cellular component: mitochondrion.